AUGGCGAAGAAUCGCCACAUCUGUGGCCGCAGUGUUGUGUUCGUGCCGUACAGAGAGUGUCACGUCGUUAAGUAUCACCAGUGGAUGAAAGAGCCGGCCCUCCAAUACUUGACCGGUUCCGAGCCCUUAACGCUGGCCGAAGAGUUCUCGAUGAUGUCCAGCUGGACAUCGGAUGUGAAUAAAUGCACAUUCAUUAUACUGGACAAAGAGCUGUAUCAGAGCUCAAGCGCUUCCAGUGAUGACGAGAAACAGGUCGAGUCAAUGAUUGGUGACAUUAAUAUAUACAUUGAUACCAAUGAGUCGACGGUAUUGAGCGCUGAGUUGGAGAUAAUGGUGGCCGAAGAGUGCCAUCGCGGUUGCGGUAAAGGCAAAGAAGCGGUGCGACUGAUGAUGAGGUUCGCCAAUGAGGUGAUUGGCGUUCAGAAGUUUGUGGUAAAGAUUAAGUAUAGCAAUGAGGGCUCACACGCCAUGUUCACUAGGUUUGGCUUUCGGGAAGUGUCCAGAAGUGAUGUCUUCGAAGAGAUCACAUAUGAAUUGGUUGCGGAUCAGCAAUGGGUUGACGGCAUCCGAAGUGACACUAAUUAUAUUCAAUAUGUUUUGCUAUAA
Molecule: messenger RNA, 606 nt
Organism: Medioppia subpectinata
Lineage: Eukaryota; Metazoa; Arthropoda; Arachnida; Sarcoptiformes; Oppiidae
Source: the annotation of a GenBank genome assembly